AUGGUUUCCAAACCUUCCAACAUCGACCAGCAGGCCGCCCUGUGCAACAUCCUGGCCGGCUUUGGCGGCCAGGGCGGUGGCGAGUCCACCAUCCAGGACAUUGGCGACAAACACACGGCCAAGUUCAUUCUCCCUUCGCAACAACGCAAGGCUGCCCGUCGCGCCGCCCAGCAGGCCCAGCAGAGCGAGUCCGAGUCGCUGGCCAGCUACGACUCGUCCGUGUGCGGCAGCUACGGCUCGGAAUGCUCCGAAUACCCCGAGAUGCCGUCAAUCGAAUCGCUCGACCUGUCGCAUGGCCUGACGCAGCAAAUGGCCCAGGUCGACUCGCCCCAGCAGUCCAACGGCAUUUCGAUUCCGCGCAAGCAGGUCCCGCGCACCGGAACCGGCCUCAGCACCACGCCCGAAGGCCACACCAGCAGAGGCAUGGCCGAGCGCCCGCGCCGCAUCGAGCAGCUGCGCCGCUUCCUCAUCUGGCGCCUGUGCUGCGACUACAACCACGACCCGACCGUCGAGCACCUCGGCUUCAAGAAGUUCUGGGACAUUCGGCGAUUCGACCGCCUGGCCAGCAUCCAGAGCAAGGCGCUCAAUGGCCGCACGUACGAGCGCACCCUGGCCGAGGCCUACGUCCGCCGCCACAUCACCAUCCCCGCCGCCGAGCUGGGCGUGCCCGAGGCGACGGUGCGCGCCAUGCUGCUCCGCCAUCGCAGCACGCACCACCGCUUCGAGGCGGCCGCCCUCAGCCUCGACAACUUCGACAUGACCGACUUCCCCGCGCUGGCCGAGAAGCUGUGGACGGACCGGACGAUUCUGUUCUCGGCGCUCGACGUUCCGGAGCCGCUGCGCCAGGAGCUCGAGUCGGCCAACGCGCACCUCGCGUGGCAGUACUUCAAGAAGCUGCGCGGCCCCACCGACUUUGAGCUCUCGGAGAAGGCCCUCGCCCUGCAGCAGCACAUUGUCGUGCUCGACCAGGGCUCGUUUGUCUACUCGAACCGCCGCCCGUGGACCGCGACGUCGGAGCCGUCGGACGCGUCGUCGCGCCCUCACUCGCUGCACUCGGACGUGUCGACCGUCGACGAGGUCCCCGAGGAGGAUCCCUCGGACGACCUGCCCGCCAUGGACGGCCUGCACGAGUCCGCCUACACGAUGAAGCGCGAUCACCGCGUCGAUUCGGGGCUGGCGCCGGCGGCGUAA
Aplosporella prunicola CBS 121167 is the source of this 1191-nucleotide messenger RNA. RefSeq lists its product as uncharacterized. The transcript has a single exon. The coding region runs from base 1 to 1191 and encodes 396 amino acids. NCBI's taxonomy places the organism in Eukaryota, Fungi, Ascomycota, Dothideomycetes, Botryosphaeriales, Aplosporellaceae. The record is from RefSeq and is a predicted model, not a curated record.